AUGCUUGGAGAGAAGUUCACGGCAAGGAAGGUAGCAGUAAAUUAUAAAUAUCUACAGCAGCGUGAGAGAUGGAAAAGACCACCAAAAAACACCCUUAAGCUGAAUGUUGAUGCUGCACUAUCUUUGGACUCUAGAACAACAAGUGCAGGCUCCAUAAUCAAGGAUCACAAUGGUCACUUUGUUGCUGCUAUGAUUGAGUCAGAUGCUCUAACUGUUAUUGAUAGUAUUAAUUCUCAUUCUGAUUGGACUUCUUUUGACCUCGUCAUUGAGGAUGUAAGACAAAUUGCUAAGAUGUUUCUUAAUAUUAGCUUUGCUUUUGCUAGACCUUCCGCGAAUAUGAUAGUCGCCCAUUGA
This is a messenger RNA of Ipomoea nil (Japanese morning glory), 354 nucleotides long. RefSeq lists its product as uncharacterized. The record is from RefSeq and is a predicted model, not a curated record. The transcript has 2 exons. The coding region runs from base 1 to 354 and encodes 117 amino acids. NCBI's taxonomy places the organism in Eukaryota, Viridiplantae, Streptophyta, Magnoliopsida, Solanales, Convolvulaceae.